AUGAUACAAGCUCAAUUUGUCAUCGGUAUAAAAGAAAUUCAAUAUAAAGCUGUUGAUGACACAAACCUGACCACACUGCCCAUCAAUGUAGAGUUUGACCAAGUCAGUCUUUUGUCCUGCGCCUCACGUUGUUCAAGUUCCAACAAAACGUGCUACAGCUACAUCUACAACAAAACUACAAAACACUGUAGCUUGGGUUCCUGGCUAGUCCCACUAAAAGCUUCACAACAAAAAGUUCAGGGAAAAAUUUUCUCUACUGGAAAGUUCUGUAACACAACCAGAAACAUCACGGUUCUGUCUGAUGGUUCAAUUUCAGAUUCAGACUUGCUGUUUUGUACAGUUAACACUUCGUCGAUGUCUACAACAACACCACCACCAACAACAACAACACCAAUAACAACCUCGACUUCAACACCAACAACAACAACCUCGACUUAUACACCAACAACAACAACCUCGACUUUAACGCCUUCGAGCACCUCUAAUACAGCCUCAGUCCAGCAGCUUGACUCUUGCAAGGGUGUCAACAGCGCUGUCACUCGACCUGUGGUGACCCUAACCUCUGGACUUCAGGUCAUGUGUGACACAGUGACAGACGGUGGAGGAUGGACCAUUUUCCAAAGACGUGUUUCUGGGACUGUAGAUUUUUACAGGAACUGGACGGAGUACAAAAAUGGGUUUGGUGAUUUUAGUUCAGGUAAUUUUUACCUGGGUAAUGAGAACAUUUAUCUCUUAACAUCAAACCGUCAAACAGAACUGAGAGUGGAUAUGGUCUUCUAUGGAGCAAAUUAUUUCGCCAAGUAUUCCAGUUUCAACAUUUCUAGCGAGGCAGACGGCUACAGGCUACAUGUUGGUGGCUACACAGGAGAUGCAAGGGACAAUCUAGCUUAUCACAAUCGUAUGAAGUUCACAACAUUUGACCGGGAUAAUGACAAUAACAGUAUGAGAAACUAUGCUGUUGAAAUUAAUGGAGCUUGGUGGUUUAACGAUUGCUGCGAAUCUAAUCUUAACGGCCUUUGGGAAGGCUGUAAACGAGAAAUUUGGCAGGCCAUUAGAAUAUAUUACCAAACGCAAACAGAAAAGCAAUGUGGUAUUUCUAACGGUGGCCCCAAUGAGAUCCCCAUUGAGAUCCCCAUUGAGAUACCCAUUGAGAUCCCCAUUGAGAUCCCCAUUGAGAUCCAAAAUGAGAUCCCCAUUGUUGACGUGGGGUAUUCUACCUCAGCCUUGCUAAAUGUGAUUAUGGUACACUGA
Molecule: messenger RNA, 1251 nt
Organism: Physella acuta
Lineage: Eukaryota; Metazoa; Mollusca; Gastropoda; Physidae
Product: tenascin-R-like
Source: RefSeq, a predicted model, not a curated record